This is a messenger RNA of Marasmius oreades (fairy-ring Marasmius), 1176 nucleotides long. RefSeq lists its product as uncharacterized. The transcript has 2 exons. The record is from RefSeq and is a predicted model, not a curated record. Lineage: Eukaryota; Fungi; Basidiomycota; Agaricomycetes; Agaricales; Marasmiaceae. The coding region runs from base 1 to 1176 and encodes 391 amino acids.
AUGUUUCCACCAAUGCUUUCACCAAUUUCGUCUAUACAAGAUUAUCAGCUGUGGAUGAUCUUCUGGGCUCGGGACGGUGUUGCUUCGCAUAUUCUCAUGUCACGAUUAGCACAAACCGUUGCUGUUACUCUACCUCCUGCAUUUGACCCUACAUCAGGACAACGUCAUUCUACUCCAACGGCAUCGUCUAGAACCACUUCUCAAACCACUUCUCGAAAUGAUCAACCAUCGAACUCUUCCACUACCAUUCGACCUCAGGUGAACCUUGCCACAUCUCAUUCAUUGUCGAAUUCUGCCACAUUACUGGAUCCAGAUCCUCUACACAACUCUGAAGAUGAUGACAAUCAUGUAACCGUCAAUACUGCUGAAAUGAAUGAAGAAUCAUUUGACGAUUAUCUACUUGAACCACCGGAUGUUCCUCCAGGAUGGUUAUCAUCGCUUAUCACUGAGUCCCCAGUUGUUUUCUCUGCGUUGGUUAGGGAAUAUCAGGGAAUUUUGGAUUCGGGCAGUUCUAAACAUUUGUUCAACGACAAACAACUGUUCUGGAACUUCGACUUGAGUACCUUUUUGUCUAUUGGAACACCAAACUGUGGCAAACUAUCAACGCAUGGAAGAGGAACAAUAAAAAUUCGACUAAACGAUGUUCAUUUCCCUGAGAAGACGUUCAUUAUUACAUUGGAAGAUGCACAUUAUGCACUGGAAUGUCCCAUAAAUCUAUUUUCCUUUGGAACAUUUCUGGAAUGUGGCAUGCAAAUGUACUAUGAUGGGAAUGAAGGCCGAGUCUACAUGAAACGACCCUCACCACGAAUGUUUGCUAUAAAAAUCAUGCAUCAUUUGUUGUUCAUUAAAUGCGAAUUCAUUUUACCACCAUCUACCGAAAUCUCUGAACCACCGCCUUCGUUAUCGUACUUCACCCAUCCUAUUCCUGCGGAAGACAUUCUUAUUGCAGCUCCAAUAUUUGACAAAUGGAUUCAUGAUUUUGAACUAGGUCAUGAUCGUCUUGUUCAUGCAGGGCAGAAGAUUGUCAAACAGGUUCUGAGCGCAAAUGUGGAAAGGGAUUUGAGAAUUUUUCCUCCAGUAUUCCUCAGACUGGGGUAUGUUGUGAUAGUUGUAUUGAAGGGAAGAUGCCGCAACAACCAUAUUUUUCAUCUGAACAUCGAGCUUCUACACCUUUAG